This is a messenger RNA of Papaver somniferum (opium poppy), 447 nucleotides long. RefSeq lists its product as uncharacterized. The record is from RefSeq and is a predicted model, not a curated record. NCBI's taxonomy places the organism in Eukaryota, Viridiplantae, Streptophyta, Magnoliopsida, Ranunculales, Papaveraceae. The coding region runs from base 1 to 447 and encodes 148 amino acids. The transcript has 2 exons.
AUGGGAGCUCAUAAUCCAUCAGUAACUCCAGAGCAAUUUAGCACAUCACAAUUGUGGAUUCAGAAUGGUCCUAAGGAACAAAUAAACAGCAUAGAGACCGGAUGGGCCGCACCGAUAAGUGGUAAUUGGUGGUUACGCUUUAGAAGGGAAGUGAUAGGUUACUGGCCGAAGGAUCUCUUUACUCAUCUUGCACAUAAUGCUUCUAUCAUCAGAUAUGGUGGAAUAGCAGGGGCAGUUUCUAAAAGUCCAAGUCCUCCGAUGGGAAAUGGACAAUUACCAAUAUAUAAAGAUUCUGAUAUUGAGAAGUCAGGUUUUAUGAGAGAAAUGAAGGUCUACAACGAAACAGGAGACACCGUUUACUUCGAUUAUACUAAAACGCAAACGAAACAAGAUGCGAGAAGGGAUUGUUAUGACCUUAAUUACUACUUUUCUGAGUGUGAUAAAUGA